Messenger RNA from Adineta ricciae, 1227 nucleotides. The record is from the annotation of a GenBank genome assembly. NCBI's taxonomy places the organism in Eukaryota, Metazoa, Rotifera, Eurotatoria, Adinetida, Adinetidae.
AUGUCGAAACUCAUUUUAUCGUAUCUAUUCAAAAACAAUAUCUCCGCUUUGCGGGCAGCUAUCUUAGCCAACAACACCAAUCGAAUUUGCCGUAUCUUGGAUAGUGAACGAAAUAAUAUUACUAAAGAGAUAGACAAUGCCGGUAACACUGCAUUGCUAUUUGCUAUCAAAUAUGCAUCGCCACUCACUGUUGAACUUCUACUUCAACAGGGUGCACAACCUGACCAGCCCAACUUUGCUACUCUACAAACACCACUGAGUUUACUCGCGUCAAGAACGUACGAUGCUGAUCAAGCACAUCAAGCAAAACUCGAUCUUGAUAUAGCUAUUCUUCUUCUCGACCACGAUGCUUACGUUGAUAAACCUUCACCAUUCAACCUCCUCGAUGAUAACGGUCAAGAAUAUGAAACAAAAGAGACGCCACUAGUAACUGCAGCGAGAGUGCGCAAUCUGGCAAUGGCAACAUUGCUUGUCGAUCGAGAAGCUAAUGUCAACUAUGCCCAGAAACACUCACGAAAUCGACCAGUUCACUAUGCGAUCAUGAAUGGUGACGAAGCCAUGUUCGAUUUGCUCGAGAAUGCAGAUGCAUCAUGUCGCACAGUUAUCUCGGAUGGCGGUAAUACUCUUCUUCAUUGGUUCUGUAACACUCAAAAUAACGACAGACAAAUUAGUUUACUGAAAAAACUGCUCGAUGCUGGAUGUGACAUAAAUGCGACGAAUGAUGUUCAACAAACACCACUGAUGCUUGCUGCUAAACUGAAUAUGGUGAAUACUUGUGAAGUACUUUUAGAUGCAUUCGCUGAUACUGAGAAAGUUGACAAUCGAGGUCACCGUGCCAUUGAUUUCGCCAAGCUCGGAGGCGAUUGUUUUCGUCUACUACAACAUGCCACAUCGAUUCAACGAACAAAAGCUCAAUCAUAUCAACACAUCAAUCGGAUGAUUUGUAGGAAAUCGAUUACAUCUCAUCGUCCACUGAUGUCACGUACGAGUGAACCAGUUGAGCAACUUAAAUUCGAUAAAAAUAAGCUGAAUCAUUAUCCGUCAAAUAUCGUUCUUAAGGACACAGAAUUCGACAAUGAGACAUCACUGUAUACUUCCAAUGGCACAAUCAAUGAAGAAGAAAAUCUUACAAAAUACAAACGCAGAUGGAACAAAUUACUGAAAAAGAGAGAGAAAUUUCGUCAAACAAAACAUUUAUCUUUGCAAUCCAUAAAUAUUUUCUCAUGA